This is a messenger RNA of Prorocentrum cordatum, 909 nucleotides long. Lineage: Eukaryota; Dinophyceae; Prorocentrales; Prorocentraceae. The record is from the annotation of a GenBank genome assembly.
CUGGAGAAGCACGAGCUGGAGGCGACUCGUUGCUCCCUGUUGGGCAACAGCUUCCAGUGCUUGGUGGUGGCGUGGAUCCUGUCGCACUGGGCGGUGAAGUUUGGGCACCUGGACACCGUUCCCUCGGUGGUUGAGAUGCGCGACUUGGGUGGAGGCGCCACGAUUGAGGAUGCCAGCGUCACCCUCGACGACGUCGGGAACGAUGAGGGCGCGCCCAUCAGGCAGCACAACCUGGAGGAGCCGGACGCAGCGCUGGGCCCGAGUUUCGUGAUCGUGGAGGAGUUGGCGCGUCGGGCUGAGGCUCGUGGCAGCGACAUCAGGUUGGACACCUUGGAAGCGAUGCGGCCAGAUCUGCGGCCCAGGAGGCCGAUCAGCGCGGCCCGCUGGACCUGGCGCGCAACCGCCAUCUGGGAGUGGAAGCGACCCUCACACAUCGCGGACCUCGAGGUCCGCGCGGCCGCCAGAUGCCAGUGCGUAGACCCCGGCGCGCGCGAGCGGCAGCCGAUCAGGCCACACGUCGACGCCUUCGAGCUGCAGUGGGGCUUGACCUGGACGGGUGCGUCAGAUCACGUUGACAAGCUCGACCUACUCGUAGCCGAGUGGAUCGAGUGGCUCUGGACCGAGGGCCACCCGCAAGGCCUGGCGGGCAACGCCUUGUCGGCAGUUCAGUUCUUCCUGCGGAAGAAGCGCAUCCUGCCAGCCUCUUGGCGACUGCUACGAGCCUGGCAGAACCUCGAGCUGCCGCAGCGCGUCCUGCCGUUGCCCGAAGUGGCCCUGCUGGCGAUGGCGGCCACGGCGAGAGGCUGGGGCCGCAAUGACAUCGCAGCGCUGCUCGUGCUGGGCUUCGCAGGCUUCCUCAGGACCACCGAGAUGCUGACGCUGCGCCGGUGGCAGAUAGCUAUCGACGAG